Penicillium atrosanguineum is the source of this 1467-nucleotide messenger RNA. Its product is annotated as putative CUE domain protein. Gene Ontology annotation, biological process: DNA repair; DNA alkylation repair. The record is from RefSeq and is a predicted model, not a curated record. Bases 1 to 1467 code for a protein of 488 amino acids. Gene Ontology annotation, cellular component: nucleus. The transcript has a single exon. Gene Ontology annotation, molecular function: ubiquitin binding; dioxygenase activity; zinc ion binding. NCBI's taxonomy places the organism in Eukaryota, Fungi, Ascomycota, Eurotiomycetes, Eurotiales, Aspergillaceae.
AUGGACGCAUUCGUCUCGAGAAAACGUCGAAGACUGUCUCUGGCUGAAAAAGCUGGCGUUGGUCCAUCCGAGGCAUCUUCGGUUCCUGAGAACCAGGUCGAGGAGUCGACCGACAUUAAGCUCGCCAUUUUGAUAUCACUUUACCCAGAGCUCGAGCAAGAUGAUAUUCUGGACGUUCUUGUGUCCUGUGAGGGCUCUGUAGAUGCGGCAUCGGUGCUGCUGUCCUCCCAAGGACCUACAGCAAAAGCAGUGACUCCUAAGAAACGCGCGGUACCAAACUCUUCAGUCGGCAUUCAAACAUCGUUGUCGUCGCACAUUCUGAAGAAAGGCAAAGAUGGAUCUCUCAUAUCCGUCAGUGAAAGCAUGUCUGGCCGAAAAUCUCACUCUACCAAGAAAGGCCAAACCUUGCAUCUCUACGCCCCCGAGGAUGUAGCAGCCUACACACCUUGCACGAUUAUUCACAACUUCCUUCCUCCCGAAGAGGCCAACGAGCUCCUUAAAGAACUGCUUGAUGAAGCGGACCAUUUUUCAAGAUACGAGUUUCAACUUUUCAGUCGAACAGUACAGAGUCCCCACACCGCAUGUGUAUACGUUUCGACGCCUGAGGAAUACAGGCAACAGACCUCCGAAUACACGUACGGCGGUACCUACCGAGCAAACGUGCGGGAAGCAACGCCGCAUUUACGAACGGUAUCACGGAAGGUCCAGGGCAAGGUGAAUGAAGAGAUUCAACAGCGUAUCCGCGAGAUCUACCCUGACGGAAAGAAACUCAAAUACCAAUCACCAAAGCAGUGGCGACCAAACGCAGCCUUCGUCAACUGCUACAAUGGACCGGCUGAGAGCGUAGGAUACCACGCAGACGAACUGACUUAUCUCGGUCCACACCCUGUGAUAGGUAGUCUCAGCCUAGGCGUGGAACGGGAAUUCCGAGUACGUCGGAUUGUCGCCCGGGAUGACGAGGCAGAUGCAGACGAAGCGGCAGAUGAUAGCGGCAAAGAGAGCCCAUCAUCGAAGACCAAAGACCAGAAGGCCACGGCCCGUGCAGAUGCACAAGGACAGAUCUCCAUCCACUUGCCCCACAACUCGCUCCUGGUCAUGCAUGCAGAGAUGCAGGAAGAAUGGAAGCAUGCCAUCACCCCUGCACAAACAGUCUCUCCACAUUCAAUCGCAGGCAAUAGGCGCAUCAAUGUCACCUACCGUUGGUAUCGCGACACUCUGCAUCCUCGAUACAUCCCCCGGUGCCGAUGUGGCAAGCAGGCGAUUCUUCGGUGCUCACAGCGCAAGCAGGAGACUCGGGGUCGAUACAUGUGGAUGUGCUAUGCGGGGUUUGCACCAGGUAAACAGGGGUGCACCUUCUUCCAGUGGGCCGAAUUCAAUGAUGACGGCGAUCCGGUGUGGGAUCGGCAGCUCGCCGAGAACGCCAAAGAUACGGCACCGACCUUAGCCAAUUUUUCAGCGUCGCAAUAG